Molecule: messenger RNA, 468 nt
Organism: Entrophospora candida
Lineage: Eukaryota; Fungi; Glomeromycota; Glomeromycetes; Entrophosporales; Entrophosporaceae
Source: the annotation of a GenBank genome assembly
AUGGAGACUACUCGUUUAUUCAUUCAAGCACCUGUAGAAACUGGAUGCCUUGUUUUUAAUAUGACAGAUUUUAGUUUAUCAAAUAUGGAUUUCCAGUAUGUUAAAUUUAUGAUUCAAUGUUUCGAAGCGUAUUAUCCUGAAAGUUUAGGCAUUUUGAUCAUUCAUAAAGCACCAUGGGUAUUCGGACAAGUUUGGAAGUUAAUUGCUCCUCUUUUAGAUCCAGUUGUUGCCUCUAAAAUUCGUUUUACAAAAGAGGAUAAAGAUAUUUUGGCCUUUAUAUCUGAAUCGCAUUUAAUCGAAGAAUUGGAUAACGAAAGAAUAAAGAAAGAAAGAGAUCAAAAGAAAAUUCAUUUGAGGCAGGCACAAUUAGAAUUAGAUCCUUAUAUUAGAGCAAGAACUUUGUAUCAUCGUACUGGUAUUCUUAAAGAGGAUGGAGCUUGUGAUUGGGGAUAUUCAGAAAAAAUUUAA